Molecule: messenger RNA, 555 nt
Organism: Microthlaspi erraticum
Lineage: Eukaryota; Viridiplantae; Streptophyta; Magnoliopsida; Brassicales; Brassicaceae
Source: the annotation of a GenBank genome assembly
AUGAACGUCCUCCAACCGCCGCCGCCGCCGCCGAUGAUGCCGGACUAUAACGCCCUCCUCGGCACAAACGACAUCGGAGGAUUCAGAUACGGAAUCGGAGUCUCCAUCGGAGUGCUCCUCCUCAUCACCACAAUCACCCUCACCUCCUACUUCUGCACACGUAACCAGCUCUCUUCUUCACCUUCACGGUCCAACAACAACCAAGAUUCCACACUUGUCCAUCACCAUCACCACCAUGUCAUCAUCGACGUCGUCUCCGGUCUUGACGAGGACACCAUCCAGAGCUACCCGAAGAUCCUCUACUCGGAAGCCAAGGGACACUCAACGGCGUCGUGUUGUCCCAUCUGCUUAGGUGACUACAAGGGGAAGCAUCUGCUGCGGCAACUGCCAGAUUGCAGCCACCUCUUCCACCUCAAAUGUAUCGACACGUGGCUUAGACUCAAUCCUACGUGUCCUGUCUGCCGGACCUCGCCGCUUCCGACUCCUCUCUCUACUCCCCUCGCCGAGGUUGUCCCUUUAGCUUCUUCCACCGUCGCCACCACCAGGAUGUCCUAA